UGAAGAGGGAAGGGGGUGCCGCCCAACUCCGCUCCGACAGCCUCCCCGAGUCCCAGCAGCAAGACGGCAACCACGCACCCAACUUCUCCAGCCACAGCUCAUGCCGCCGUCGCCAGCGGCGCCGACAUGACAAGGCGCUGCAUGCCCGCUAGGCCAGGUUUCCCCUCAUCCCCAGCCCCGGGGUCGUCGCCCCCGCGCUGCCAUCUGAGACCCGGUAGUACCGCCCCUGCUGCAGCGGGAAAGAGAACAAAGAGUCCUGGGGACAGGAAGCAGUCAAUUAUAGAUUUCUUCAAACCAGCUUCAAAACAAGACAGACGUAUGUUGGAUUCUCCACAAAAAUCAGACAUCAAAUAUGGAGGAAGUGGAUUGUCCAUCACUGGGACAGAGCAGUUUGAAAGGAAACUAUCCUCACCAAAAAAAUCUAAACCCAAAAGGGUGCCAUCAGAAAAGAGCAGUAUUUUAGAGGCUUUCAUGAAAGGUGUAAAAGAGCACCAUAAAGAUCGUGGUAUGCAUGAGUCACGUCGGCCUUGUGUGUCAAUAGCCACCAAAUAUCCAAAGGCAGUUGCAAAAGUCUAUGUUCCUCCAUAUUGCUUGUCAAAGGAGAUGAAGGCACUGAAGAAAAAACAUCGAUCUCCAGAGAGAAGGAAGUCACUGUUCAUUCAUGAAAAUAGCAGGGAGAAGAAUGAUAGAGAUCGAGACAAGACCAGUGCAGAUUCCAAAAAGCAGGCCACAGUGACAGAAACUGACAUCUUCAAGAACAGCUCUAGAAGUCUUAGCAGCAGAAGCAGCCUAUCCAGGCACCACCCAGGAGAAAGUCCAUUGGGGGCUAAAUUCCAGUUGUCAUUAGCUUCUUACUGCAGAGAAAGAGAACUAAAGAAGUUGAGAAGGGAGCAGAUGGAGCAGAGAAUCAACUCGGAAAAUUCUUUCUCAGAAGCAGGCAAUCUUUCCUUAAAAUCCUCUAGUAUAGAAAGAAAAUGUAAACCAAGGCAGGAACAAAGUAAACAGAAUGACGUCACACCUGGAAAGAGUAAUCUUUCAAACCUGGAAAAUGGACAUUUCUCAAGGAAAAGAUCCUCUUCUGAUUCAUGGGAACCUGCUUCAGCAGGGUCUAAGCAGAAUAAGUUCCCUGACAAAAGAAAAAGGAACUCUGUGGACUCAGAUCUGAAAAGCACAAGAGAAUCUAUAAUGCCAAAAGUAAAAGAGUCCUUCCUUGAGAAGCGUCCUGACGGACCACAUCAGAGAGAGAAAUUUAUAAAACAUAUUGCACUGAAGACACCUGGGGAUGUAUUACGCUUGGAAGAUAUAUCCAAGGAACCCAGUGAAGAAAUUGAUCGCUCCUCUGGAGGCUUGGCACCUUCAAAUUCUGGCCACCAUUCUUCCAGGAAUAGUGACCAAAUCCGUGUGGCAAGUACCAAAGAGACUAAGAUGCAGAAACCCCACUUAUCUUUACCUCAGGAAAAGUCUGCAGUUAAAAAAGCUAGCAACCUUCAGAAAAAUAAAACUGCUAGCUCUGUGGCAUCAAAGGAAACAAAACUUCUACCUUUACUUUCCCAUGUUCCAAGUGCUGGUUCCUCCCGGGUACCAUUAAAUGCUAAAAAUUGCACUCUUCCAGUUCCUAAAAAAGAAAAAGAGCGUUCCUCAUCUAAAGAAUGUUCUGGGCAUUCUACAGAGUCCUCCAAACACAAGGAACACAAGGCAAAGACUGAUAAAGCUGAUUCUAAUGUAUCUUCAGGGAAAAUUUCUGGGGGAUCUUUGCGUUCAGAAUAUGGCACUCCUACAAAGUCUCCCCCAGCUGCUUUGGAAGUUGUGCCAUGUAUCCCAAGCCCUACAGCACCUUCAGAUAAAGCCCCUUCAGAUAAAGAGAGUUCAGGAAAUUCCAAUGCAGGUAGCAAUGCACUGAAAAGAAAACUAAGGGGUGAUUUUGAUAGUGAUGAAGAAAGUUUAGGUUACAACCUAGACAGUGAUGAGGAAGAGGAAACAUUAAAAUCACUGGAAGAAAUAAUGGCUUUGAACUUCAAUCAGACUCCUGCAACUACAGGAAAGCCUCCUGCUCUUUCCAAGGGGCUUAGAUCUCAGUCAUCAGACUAUACAGAACAUGUUCAUAGUGGAACAUACACAAAUACUUUAGAACGUCUAGUGAAGGAGAUGGAAGACACUCAAAGGCUAGAUGAACUGCAGAAGCAGCUACAGGAAGACAUAAGGCAGGGCCGAGGUAUUAAAUCCCCCAUCAGAAUUGGAGAUCAAGACAGUACAGAUGAUGAGGAUGGCCUCUUAGAAGAGCAUAGGGAAUUUCUAAAGAAAUUUUCAGUUACAAUUGAUGCUAUUCCUGAUCAUCACCCAGGUGAAGAAAUAUUUAAUUUCCUCAAUUCCGGAAAAAUUUUCAAUCAGUAUACCUUGGAUUUAAGAGACUCUGGUUUUAUAGGACAGAGCGCUGUAGAAAAGCUUAUUCUUAAAUCAGGAAAAACAGAUCAGAUUUUUUUGACAACACAAGGCUUUCUUACCUCUGCUUAUCACUAUGUCCAGUGUCCCGUACCUGUGUUAAAGUGGCUGUUUCGGAUGAUGUCGGUUCAUACAGACUGUAUUGUGUCCGUGCAGAUUUUAAGUACAUUGAUGGAAAUAACGAUUAGGAAUGAUACCUUCAGUGAUUCACCAAUUUGGCCCUGGAUCCCAUCGUUAUCUGAUAUAGCAGCUGUGUUUUUCAAUAUGGGAAUUGAUUUCAGAUCUUUGUUUCCUCUGGAGAAUCUUCAGCCAGACUUUAAUGAAGAUAAUCUAGUUUCUGAAACACAGAUGACAUUGGGGGGGGAAGGAAGUGAAGAUUCAUCUUGUAAGCCAAUUUUUUCAACUCUUCCUGAAACCAACAUUUUAAAUGUGGUUAAGUUUCUAGGCUUGUGUACAUCUAUACAUCCAGAAGGUUACCAGGAUCGUGAAAUAAUGUUGCUGAUUUUAAUGUUGUUUAAAAUGAGUUUGGAGAAACAGCUGAAACAGAUUCCUCUAGUGGACUUUCAAAGCCUCCUGAUAAAUCUGAUGAAAAACAUUAGAGAUUGGAACACAAAGGUGCCUGAACUCUGUCUGGCCAUAAAUGAACUGUCUAAUCAUCCACACAACCUUCUGUGGUUGGUACAGCUGGUUCCUAACUGGACAUCACGUGGAAGGCAACUAAGACAGUGCCUCAGCCUAGUGAUUAUUUCAAAGCUUUUGGAUGAGAAACGUGAAGAUAUCCCUAAUGCCAGUAAUCUACAGAUAUCAGUCCUACAUCGCUAUCUUGUGCAAAUGAAGCCUUCUGAUUUGUUGAAGAAAAUGGUCUUGAAGAAAAGGGCUGAACAGCCAAAUGGCACUAUUGAUGAUAGUCUUCAUUUGGAACUCGAAAAGCAGGCAUAUUACCUGACCUACAUUCUUCUUCAUUUAGUUGGUGAAGUUAGUUGUUCUCAUUCUUUUUCUUCUGGACAACGGAAACACUUCGUGCACCUCUGUGGGGCUUUGGAAAAGCAUGUUAAGUGUGAUAUUAGGGAAGAUGCAAGACUGUUUUAUAGAACUAAGGUAAAAGACCUGGUUGCCAGGAUACAUGGAAAAUGGCAGGAAAUAAUCCAGAACUGUCGGCCUACUCAGGGGCAGCUUCAUGACUUCUGGGUACCAGAUUCUUAACAGGAGUUGAAGCAGCAAACAUAUGAACCAAGAGAAAUUCAAUAAGACCUUUUCCUAGAGGAGUAGAAAGAAUGCUACAAACUCCAGUGGAAUGCUAAGAAAAUGUGCUGCAAAUGUGCCACUUGAAUAUCUAGUAUGAAGCUGGUAAUGAAGAAAUUGCCAUUUCUGAAGCAGAUAUGAAACAUGAUCUGCUUAAUUUUAAGGCAACUGACAUUUAAAAAAGAGCA
Messenger RNA from Neomonachus schauinslandi (Hawaiian monk seal), 3869 nucleotides. It is a transcript of the gene SLF2, whose product is annotated as SMC5-SMC6 complex localization factor 2. The record is from RefSeq and is a predicted model, not a curated record. NCBI's taxonomy places the organism in Eukaryota, Metazoa, Chordata, Mammalia, Carnivora, Phocidae. Gene Ontology annotation, biological process: DNA damage response; positive regulation of double-strand break repair; protein localization to site of double-strand break. Gene Ontology annotation, cellular component: site of double-strand break; nucleus.